Penicillium cataractarum is the source of this 411-nucleotide messenger RNA. RefSeq lists its product as uncharacterized. The transcript has 2 exons. The record is from RefSeq and is a predicted model, not a curated record. NCBI's taxonomy places the organism in Eukaryota, Fungi, Ascomycota, Eurotiomycetes, Eurotiales, Aspergillaceae. Gene Ontology annotation, cellular component: mitochondrion. The coding region runs from base 1 to 411 and encodes 136 amino acids.
AUGGAUGUAUACAGAUUCAACGAGACCGACCGAUUAAACGAACGAUACGUCAAGUUUCGACCAACAGAGCUCCAACGGAUUGCCGGCGAAGCAAUGCAACUAGACUAUUGCCCUGAUAUCGCUAAGCUGGCAGAGGGAGGUUUCAACAAAGUCUUUAUUCUGCGAGCAAAGAAUGGCCGUGAAGUGGUUGCGCGAAUCCCAACACCCAUUGCUGGGCCUGCUCAUUACACAACUGCGAGUGAGGUUGCGACGAUGGACUUUUUGCGAACUGUUCUUAAACUACCGGUACCGGAGGUCUUUGCAUAUUCAACAACAUCGGACAAUCCCGUCGGAUCAGAGUAUAUUUUGAUGGAGCGGGUUGAGGGGGCAGUCUUUCCUCACGGUGGUUAUCUCUCACAACCGACGAGGUGA